Molecule: messenger RNA, 1047 nt
Organism: Anopheles bellator
Lineage: Eukaryota; Metazoa; Arthropoda; Insecta; Diptera; Culicidae
Gene: Vkor
Product: vitamin K epoxide reductase complex subunit 1-like protein 1
Exons: 2
Coding region: 194-727 (177 amino acids)
Biological process (GO): vitamin K metabolic process; peptidyl-glutamic acid carboxylation
Molecular function (GO): vitamin-K-epoxide reductase (warfarin-sensitive) activity
Source: RefSeq, a predicted model, not a curated record
AAGGAGAACAUCGAGGAAUAGUGCGAGCGAGAGACCCUGAUUGGAGGCACUGCUCCCAAAGCAUACGGUACGAAUGUCAACAGUGGCGUCUUUGUUUGCGUUGGGAUAACCAGCUUCAUUGGUAGAGUGUGCUGAAGGAGAAGGGUCGCUUUCGCCAAAAAACGCCAGGACAGGAGACUUGUAACUAAACACGAUGACCAGUGGUACCGGGCGUUGCAAGUGGUCAUAUACGGUUGGUCUGGUGUGUCUUAGCACGGUCGGUUUUGUGCUGUCGCUGUACACCUCGUACGUGGAGGUGCAAGCUGAACACGACCGCUCAUAUCGGGCGAUAUGCGACAUCAGCGAACGGAUCAGUUGCACCAAGGUGUUCACGUCCAGCUAUGGACGCGGGUUUGGCAUCGUGGGAAAGCUGCUAGGCCAACAGUCGCCGCUUAACGUGCCGAACGGUUUCUACGGCGUCUUCUACUACUUUCUGGUGGCCGCGCUAAGCUUCAGCGAUCAUCUGCGCAUCGCCAGGAUAAACAGUUGGUUGAUCCUGGCAUCGAAUGGUCUCUCACUCUACCUAGCCUAUCUGCUGUAUUUCGUUCUACAGGACCUUUGCCUAGUGUGCGUCACGACGUACGCAGUGAAUCUAAUCAGCCUGAUAUUGUCGUUGAAAAAAAUACAGAUCAUAAUGCGGCAAGAGCGGGUGUUACAUGCGGUGCACGGCGAAUCGAAGCGGAAGUGAACAGUGCAAUCCAGCCAAGAUCAAUCGAUCGGCUAAUCGACGUGUGUGCCGCGCGGUACAUACCCAUUUCGAAUUCGGGUUCGCGCUUCUUCGUGCUGACUCUCUUGCCUGUUGUACUAUCUACUACCGCACCAGUUUCAUGGUACUCACAAAACCUUGGCGAAAUGUAAUUAAUUAUAUUAUCGACAAACAUAUGUAAUUUAGCUGCUUGUUUCCCCGGCUUACUUGUGCCAAAGAUGUGAAUCGACUAUUCAUUGUAUAAUGUGAUCGGAUUAAACAUGAACCAAAGCAAAACCUAUCAAACGGCAAAUAAAAUAGUU